Corticium candelabrum is the source of this 3143-nucleotide messenger RNA. RefSeq names its product serine/threonine-protein phosphatase 4 regulatory subunit 1-like. Gene Ontology annotation, molecular function: protein phosphatase regulator activity. The record is from RefSeq and is a predicted model, not a curated record. NCBI's taxonomy places the organism in Eukaryota, Metazoa, Porifera, Homoscleromorpha, Homosclerophorida, Plakinidae. Bases 275 to 3001 code for a protein of 908 amino acids. Gene Ontology annotation, biological process: protein dephosphorylation. The transcript has 21 exons.
GAGACUUACAGUGAUCGAAUAAAGUCUAAUACAAGUUGAAGGCACACGCAGAGCAUCUGAAAAACGCAUACCAAACGCCAAUGCAAAUCUAUACGCAUGCGCCUAGAGUCACACGACUAAUCAAAGUUUUUCCAUUGCAGUUAUAUUGUAGUUCUAAUUCCAAGUCUUCUGUGGAGGUUCAUCAAGUUGAAGAACAGAAAACUCCUGCAGCUGUAGCCUACAGUACACUAGAAGACCUGACGCGGCCACGUGACAUUUGACAUCAACUAGCAAAAUGGCAGAUAUUGUCUUCUCUGACGACUUCGAUCAAGUAGAGACCGAAGAAGUAGAAGUGUCUCCUUUGGACGAGGAGUCAGAGGACGAUGCAAUAGAUCCUCAGUUAUUCGUUCAGAAAUACAUAAACAGCGACGACACAGUGAAACGCCAACGUGUUGCGAGAAGCUUGGGUGAUGUCAUGCGAUGGACUGAGGGGGAUGAGGAUGUGGAGGUGGUUCUUUUAGCAGCAGAGCAAUUGUCUGUUGACUUAGAUCCUCGUGUUCGUAUUGAUGUAAUUGAGGAACUGCCUGAUAUCACAGCAUUUUGUUUGGAAGAAAGCAAGAGUAUUGAUCUGGUUCUUAAUAGGUUGCUGCCAAUAUUGGCUAAGUAUUUAUGUGACUCACAUGACCAGGUUCGUAAAUCUGGUCAUUCGACUCUAUUCUCUCUAUUAGAGCAUCAAUUGAUUGGCAGUGUUGAUGUGGAGCACUUCAUGGUUCCAGUAUUGGCUCAAAUGACUACUGCUGAUAACUGUAUGAGUCAACUAGAAGCUGCCAGGGUUAUAAUGAGAGUGACUCCCAUGAUGGAACCCGAGGUAAUUGAUAGAGUGUUUAUUCGGCUUAUAAUGUUGUUAUCUGGAGCACAAUUUUUUGAAGUUCGGAAAACUUGUGCUUCUGGUUUUGGUCUUCUUGCUCAGGCUGUUGGAUAUGAUUUGAAUGAGAAGGUGGUGCUGCCUCUUUUUCGUACUCUUUGCACAGAUACAGUUUGGGGAGUUCGAAAGGGUUGUGCUGAGGCUUUGGUCGAUGUAUCACUAGCUUGUACAUUAGAGCAACGAAGAAAUGUGCUGUGUACACUAUGUCUGUCAUUUCUUCAAGAUUCGUCCAAAUGGGUUCAGAAGUCUGCUUACCAGGUUUUAGGACCCUUUAUUGCUACAUUUCAUGAUCCUCUCACAGCAUUUGUAUCUGACAAUGACAAAGAAGAGGAACAAGAAGAGUUAUUAAGUGCUAUAUCUCCUAUUCCUUUGGUCGACAGUGACAUUGUGCCGGAGCGUGUUGCAGUCAGUGGAGUAGGAGAUAAUGACUGUGACAUACUGAAAGCCUCAAUAUAUGCCACUAGCAAUGAACAGAAGCCACUAUCUCAUGGAGAAAAUGCAGUUGAUGGAUCUACUUACACUGAAAACGUUGAAUUACUUUUACAUGUUGCACAAGGAUUGGCUACUGUAGAAGGAUUUAGUUCUUUUCUUUACUGGAAGACUCCUCUUCCAGACAUAUCUUCUGAACUCGAGUCGAUUGACAAUUUAUCUCAGACUUCAUCAUCAAAUGCUGGAGCAAGUUCAAUAAGCUGCAAUCUCGCAGAGAGUUUGUAUAACAAAGAUGACGAGGUUUGUCAGGUGGCCAGUGCCACUCCAAAGACACAAUUUCAAGAUGCUGAUGCAAACAAUGAAACUGUCAUAUUGAGUGAAAGUGAUGUAGCACCUGAAGAUCCUACCUUUUAUAGAGUGUCUGAGUUUAGUGGCGAUCAGUCGUCAGUUGAAGAGGUGGAGUCUCUGGUGAUGAAACAGGAUGUUGUCCCUGAAGAACUUCUGGAUUAUUACAUAUCAAUGAUAGAACCAAGCCAAGCACAACUUGUUGAUCCUGACCUGCCGUUACAUUGUGCUUACUCAUUUCCAGGAGUAGCAAUAACUUUGGGCAAGGAGCACUGGUGCUGCAUCAAACCAAUUUAUGGUGUUCUUUGCAGUGACAUGCAAUGGAAAGUACGAAGGACGCUUUCUUUCUCAGUUCAUGAAGUCGCAAAAUUGCUUGGAAAGGAGUUGAUAGAAAGUGAAUUGAUCACUGUCUUUGAUGAUUUCUUGAAAGAUCUCGAUGAGGUACGAAUCGGUGUUCUGUCUCAUUUUUCAGAGUUUGUUGAGCUAAUCUCACCAGAACUUCAAAAGCGCUACUUGAGCUAUCUGCCCACUUUCCAACAAAUGGACAACAAGAACAAUUGGAGAUUUAGACAAGCUUUGGCCGAGCAGUUGGGUCAGUUGUGUAAUCUGUGCAAACCUAUUGACAUCCACACUCAUGUUGUGCCGAUUGCCAUCAAUCUGGCCACGGAUAAAGUAGCCGAUGUUCGGUCACUGGCUGUUGAUGUGCUUGGCCGAAGUCUUUGUCAUUUGAGAAAUGAUAGUGACAUGCAAUUAGCUGAUCAACUCAUUGAAGAUGUUAGAGAUCGAUUCGGACUAAGCAAUCGAUGGCUUAUGAGACAGACUUUCGUGCGGUUUUGUCAAGCUGUGUUGAGUUCCAAUUAUGUUACACCACACGUGUUUGCUGAAAACUUUCUAGAUUCUCUGUUGGAUCUGGCAUCAGACUCUGUAGCGAAUGUUCGCCUUGCAGUCUCAAGAGCAAUUUCAGAAAACCUUCUGUCAAUUGACAUACUUAGGCCAGUAGAGUCUGGUUCAUCUCAUUAUUCUCUCUCUGUAUCGCUGGCUAUUAGUCAGCUGCUCAAAGAUCCUGACAGAGAUGUGCGCAACUUUGUAGCCGAAGUUCCAGAUGUAGCUAGAUUUGUGACUCAAGAUUUUUCAAGCCAAAUUGUUCAAGCUGAUAAUGAUGAAAGUGGCGAUGAGUUAGAUGCUUUGAUUGUGGUGGAAACAUCUUCAAUAUUACCAGAUGUUUAUAGUGCAAACAGUAGUAUUUUAGAUAUAGUGGAUCAACCCGUAUCGGGUCAAAAUCAUUGUUCUGAUGGAGCUAUAGAUGGCGAUAGUGAAUUCUAGAUACAGGACAUAUUAUGCAGAUGUUUUUGGAUGUGCUAGGAUUUAUAUUCUGUAUAUUACACGACACGUCGUACAGAUCUAGAGAGAUUGCUAGUGGUCACUGAUCAGGUUGAGAAAAGAAAUUUGUCUAAUUUAUUGCUAA